ACAUUGCACUAUGCUCCCACAAGUAUGACAGUGCAGAUUAAGAUGGCAAAGCUGAAGGCUGGAGCACUGAAGUGUGUAACUGGAUUCUGGGAGGCAUCUGUGAGCUUUGCCUCUCCUCAGCAUUCUCACUGCCCUGUGCCUCAGUAGCUGUGCUUUCCUAUUGCUCCUGGGUCUCAGAGGAGGCACGUGUGUGGCAUUGCUCACAUUUUUGGAGCUCCCAAGGAAAAUACAGCACAUUUGGAGGCAUGUCUGAAUAGCUGUACUUGUUUGUUUGCUGGUUUUAUUUCCUUCAAGAAAAUGAGCUACAACCUUUUUCUCCUGGCUUUUGUCCUGGGCAUGACUGGAACCUUCCACUAUGGAUUGCAGGUCUCCAUUAUCAAUUCUCCUGCUGAGUACAUCCAGAGUUUCAUCCAUGAGACCUGGCUGAAGAGAUAUGGCUCCUCUCCCAGUGCAGAGAUGGUGACUUUGAUGUGGUCCCUCAUUGUGUCCAUCUACAGCAUUGGGGGGCUCCUGGGCUCCUCCUGUGCUGGGUUCCUGUGUGUUCGGUUUGGAAGGAAGAAGGCCAUGCUGCUCUCCAACAUCCCUGCUCUGCUGGGUGCAGCUCUGAUGGGACUCAGCCGGCUCUGUGGAUCUUUUGAGAUGAUCAUUGCUGGAAGGUUGUUUUCUGGAGUCUGUGGAGGUUUAACUCAGAAUGUCCAUAUCAUGUACGCUGGGGAAUGUGCCCCAAGGAAGCUCCGCGGGCUGAUUGCCAUAACAGCUUCCACCUUCUCUGCUCUUGGAAAAUUUGUAGGAUUUGCUCUGGGUCUCAGAGAAGUUCUUGGAGUGGAGGCUCUCUGGCCCGUUCUGCUGGCAGCCAAUGCAGUCCCUGUCCUUGUUCAGCUUCUCACCCUCCCCUUCUUCCCAGACUCUCCCCGCUACCUGCUCAUUGACCUAAAGGACAAGGAGGCAUGCAUCAAAGCUGUGAAGCAGCUCUGGGGGGACGGGGACCACAUGGCUGAGAUCAAUGACAUGAUGUCAGAGCAGAGAGCCAUCGGCGGCGAGAAGGCCAAGAGCGUGUGGGACCUGCUGCGGGACAGAGCCGUGCGCUGGCAGCUCAUCACCCUGCUCCUCGUGGUGUCCUGCAUCCAGCUGCUCGGGGCCAACGUGGUUUACUCUUAUGCAUACAGCAUCUUUACAAAGGCUGGAAUCCCCCCUGCUCAAACCCAUUAUGUCUCCCUGGGGAUUGGGACCACUGAGAUCCUCUCCACAGUUCUGUGUGGCUUCCUCAUCGAGCGUGCAGGGAGGAAGACUCUGCUGUGGAAGAACUAUGCUGUGAUGGCCUUGGCUCUAGGGCUGCUCACAGUCACACUCUCACUGCAGGACUCCUUUUUCUGGGUACCAUACUGCUCUGUUGCACUUGUCUUUAUUUUCAUCAUGAGCUUUGGCAUUGGGCCAGGUGGAGUCGUAUGCCCCUUGAUCACAGAAAUAUUUAUUCAGUCAUACAGACCAGCUGCUUAUGUAUUUAAUGGUGUUGUAAACUGGAUCCAGCUCUUCAUCCUUGGGCUUGUGUUCCCUUUCCUUGUGAAAGGUCUUGGCAAUUUCUGUUUCAUCAUUUUCCUGACCUACUGUCUGUCCAUGGCUAUUUUUGUACUCCUGGUGCUGCCAGAGACCAAAGGAAAGACCAUGCUGCAGGUCAAGGAGGAGUUCAACCGCCUGAACUACCGUGGAAAGAAGGGGCAGGCAGCCCUAGAGCAGAGCCAGUGCUCAGUGGUGACUGUCACUAGGCUCUAAGGACAAACCCUCCACUUCAUUUUUGCUCUUUUAUUACUGUAAUGCCCAGAAGUCUCAUUAAAUAAGAGAGAAUCCCCUAAAAAAUCACCUUCAGUACAAGGUGCAGCAUGAACUUGGUGGUUCUCUCCAGCUCCUGAGAUAUGAGCUGAAUUAAUUCCUCUGCAGAAAAAAUUAAACACAGUUUAUAGAGAAGGGAAGAUCUUUGUCAGUCCCUCCAAGCUUGCAGUUAUAAACUGAAAACACAGGAUCUGCUAUUUUCCUGGCAAAACCAGGACUCCACAAUUGGCAGAAGUGACUCUGGAAGGUCCAGAGGUACAGCAAACUUGCAAAGACAGAGCUUUGACACUGAAAUUGUCUGCUCCUAUUAACAAGACAGUGCCAAUGAGCUUUCCAGAGAAGAAGCUUCAGUUCACAGGAAAAGAAAUGUUUAGCUGUUUAAUCCUGUGAAAGAAGAGUGCCUUGCCUAGCAGCCUAGAAUCAAUAUGCAAUUUUCCCCAUGUUUACAAUCUUGGAGAUUCUUCUGCUGGGAAAAACAGGGCUGUGUCAGCACUGAUAGAAGGCAAUGAGCAGAGAGAGCAGAGGAGAGGAAAUCAGGAGUGGGCAAAUCCAGAGUGCAGAUUCUCCUUCUACACUGGCAGUGACUGUGCAGUGGAGAACACUGAAUUUCAGUGGGAUUGAGCCCUGAGAGUGACUGGUACUGAGGAGACUGAGAAGAGGGAAUUUAAUCCAUGUGUGUGACUGUUUGUUCUCUUUCCAGGUCUCUGAAUACUUCACAUUUUCAUAAUAAAACCUGGUAAAAUCUGUGUUCAUUGCUCUAUGACAUGACUUUUUUGGUCUACUUCAUACUUUACAGUUUUCUGAUAAGGAAAUAAAAGCAGUGACUAGGGAAACACA
Messenger RNA from Melospiza melodia melodia, 2664 nucleotides. Its product is annotated as solute carrier family 2, facilitated glucose transporter member 11-like. Gene Ontology annotation, biological process: monosaccharide transmembrane transport. Gene Ontology annotation, molecular function: hexose transmembrane transporter activity. Lineage: Eukaryota; Metazoa; Chordata; Aves; Passeriformes; Passerellidae. The record is from RefSeq and is a predicted model, not a curated record. Bases 298 to 1770 code for a protein of 490 amino acids. The transcript is spliced from 11 exons. Gene Ontology annotation, cellular component: plasma membrane.